AUGGCGACGGGUAUGAAGAAAGAUACUGAACCACCCUUCCUUUCGGAAGGGUUUUCCACUUCGGAGCAUCACGAAACCGUUGCUAUCAAACCAGAUAUAGAACUACAAGAGAUACCAGCCUACGGUCCCGAUGGCAUCCGAGGCCUCGUCAGCUCGGGGUAUGUCCUUGGGGCGGCUUUCCUAGCAUCCCUUGGAGGUUUCUCAUUUGGAUAUGACCAAGGGGUUAUCUCCAUUAUCAAUGUCAUGGAGCAAUUCCACGCGGUCUUUCCUCAAGCCGAAACCGCCUUCGGCAAAGGGUUAAUGACGGGGAUGCUGUUGCUUGGAGCGUUUGUGGGCUGUCUCUUCAUGCCCUAUCUCGCCGAUCGAAUCUCCCGAAAGUGGGCCCUGACCGUAGUCGUCGUGAUCUUUGAUAUCGGAGCCAUAAUUCAAACUUGCUCGCAGAACUAUGCGACGUUAGUGGCGGGCAGAGCCAUUGGAGGCAUCGGGGUCGGAACACUCGCAAUGGGUGCCCCGCUCUACAUUUCCGAAAUCUCUCCGCCUAACCUACGAGGAACGCUCUUGGUGUUGGAGUCUAUCUCCAUUGUCUCUGGUGUCGUCAUCUCAUACUGGAUUACGUUCGGUACGCGCUUGAUCGAUAGCCAGGUCUCGUUCCGUCUACCAUUCGGUCUACAGAUGGUGUGUGCAACAAUCCUUGGUGUUGGCAUCCACUUUUUCCCCUACUCGCCUCGAUGGCUUGCCCUCGUCAACCGCCAAGAGGACUGUCUCGCCAGUCUCUCCAAGCUUCGAGGCUUGCCAGAAACCGAUGUACGGGUACAAGCUGAAUACCAGGGUAUCAUCACCGAGGUCAAAUUUCAAGAGCUGAUCCAGGAGAAAAGGCAUCCUGGUCAGCACGGUAUCAAACGACAGCUACUUGCUUGGCGAGACCUAUUCGGCCGGAAAGGCUGGCGGAGGACCGUCGUUGGUUGUGGAGUAGCCUUUUUCCAGCAAUUUAUUGGAAUCAACGCAUUCAUCUACUACGCGCCUACAUUAUUCGAGUCAAUCGGCCAAUCAGGCGAGAUGUCACUUAUACUGUCGGGCGUCUUCAAUGUUCUACAGCUAGUCACCGUCCUUGUCUGCUUCUUGAUCAUUGAUAAGAUUGGACGCCGGCCAUUGGCAAUCUUCGGUGGCUUUGCCACCGGAGUCGCGUACAUUAUCAUCGCCAUUCUAUCUGGGCUGUAUGGCAAUGACUGGUCCGCCCACACAGCUGCCGGCUGGGCCUGCGUCGCCAUGGCCUUUCUAUUCAUUCUGAUUUUCGGUCUCACGUACUCUCCUCUUGGUUGGGCCCUGCCAUCCGAGGUUUUUCCCAACGCGACUCGAUCGAAGGGCGUGGCAUUGUCGACCAGCACCAACUGGAUCUCUAAUUUUAUCGUAGGGGUUGCCACACCUCCCAUGAUGGAGAACCUCGGCUAUCGAACCUACAUUUUCUUCGCAGUCUGGUGUGUCAUGGCCGGUAUCUGGGCACUGAUCUUUGUCCCCGAAACCAGCGGCAAGACCCUAGAAGAGAUCGACGACGUGUUUGGCGAUACAAGCGGACAUGAAGAGCAAGAGGUUAUGAGAGCUGCUGCUCUGGCGACCAUGAGACCGCCGGUGCAGACCGGUGUAUGA
Messenger RNA from Aspergillus pseudotamarii, 1644 nucleotides. Its product is annotated as sugar porter family MFS transporter. Bases 1 to 1644 code for a protein of 547 amino acids. Lineage: Eukaryota; Fungi; Ascomycota; Eurotiomycetes; Eurotiales; Aspergillaceae. The record is from RefSeq and is a predicted model, not a curated record. The transcript has 2 exons. Gene Ontology annotation, biological process: transmembrane transport; carbohydrate transport. Gene Ontology annotation, cellular component: membrane. Gene Ontology annotation, molecular function: carbohydrate:proton symporter activity.